AUGUCUUUGCCGCAAAGGCCUGGUAAGGCCUCACCCCGGCGUGAGGAGCGCAGCGCUUUCCGCGAGCCCUCUCAUCGUCGGCGGCACCGAGACAUUGACUCUGGCACCUACAGCGACAACCCAACUUCGCCGUCUUCCCACCGACACCACCGCCGCCGAUCGCAUAGCCACCGGAGGGCCGCUGAAACGGAUGAGGAACGCGUGGAACGCGGCGGCGACAUGAAACGCAAGAAGAGCCUGAUCAAGCCGGAGCGACGCCAUAUGGACCGCGAUCACCCUAAUUACCACUAUCGACAGCGAUCGCACCGCAUGCCCGUCCACCCCUCCUCCACGGGCGAUGACCCCCUGCUCGAUCGAGACCCCGAGGCCGAGACUAACAGCUCCAAGAGUUUGGAUUCAAAGUCGAAGGAACAGCUGUACGGCGCGCAUGGAAACAUGAAUAAACCCAUGGACCGCGCGCCCAGUCGGCAUCGGUCGAAAAAGAAGAAGAGAUCUUCUCACCGAACGUCGAAGAGCGGCACAUCUGCCGAGGAGAAGAGGCGACAGAAAGCAAUGGAACAAGCGCGGCCGCCGGAUCUGUGGACGACGUAUUGUGCCUUGGUCAGUUGCUUGGUGCCUGACUUUGUGCUCAAAUGCUUUGGUAUGCCGCAGAAGGAACAGCGGACGGCCUGGCGAGAGAAGAUCGGCUUGAUCAGUUUGAUUCUCAUGAUCGCCGCCUUUGUGGGUUUCCUGACCUUCGGUUUCACGGCUGUUGUCUGCGGGUCGCCCCCUCUUCGCCUAAAGGUCAAUGAGGUCGGCAAUGGUUACAUGAUCUUCCAUGGCACGGCUUACGACUUGACCAAAUCGACACACCCCGCCGCCGAGGGCAUUCCAGCAGGUACGAACGUCUUGUACGAUCUCCCGCACAAGUACGGCGGUCAAGAUGGCAGCUUCUUCUUCCAGCAAGUCAACGGUGCCUGCAAGGGACUUAUCACGGCCAAAGACGGCGGCGGUGUCCCGACCAACUCCCAGGGAGACCUUGGUUGGUAUUUCCCCUGCACUGCGUUCAAUCAGGACGGCUCCUCCGAGCCCAACUUAACAACUUCUUUCUACGAGGGCUGGGCCUGUCAUACUAGUGGCUCUGCGCGGGAUGCCUUUUACAAGCUAUCUGGAUCCGGAGAUGUGUAUUACACUUGGGAGGACACGAAGAACAAGAGCCGAAACCUGGCUGUGUACUCUGGCAAUGUCCUCGAUCUGGAUCUUCUGCGGUGGUUCAACACUGACCAGGUGGAAUACCCGGCUGAAUUCGAUGAGCUGCGACAAAACUCCGCUGUUCGUGGCGUCGAUCUCACCUACUAUUUCCAAAGCGGAGACCAAAAGAAGAUCGGCAAAUGCCUGACCCAGAUCAUCAAGGUUGGCAGCAUCGACACGGACACCGUCGGUUGUAUUGCGUCCAAGGUCGUGCUCUACGUCUCUCUGAUUUUCAUUCUGUCCAUUGUCGUCGUCAAGUUUGCCUUUGCUCUGCUCUUCCAGUGGUUCCUGGCGCCUAAAUUCGCGGCGCAGAAAACUAGCAUGGCUUCUGAUGCCCGUACCCGCAACCAGCAGAUUGAAGACUGGUCCAACGAUAUCUAUCGUCCUGGCCCUCGUUUUGCCGAUCCUCCCGUACCUGAGCGUGUCAGCAAGCGCGCCAGUUUCUUGCCCACCACUUCUCGCUUCUCCAGCCCGUAUGUGGUUGGUAGUACUAGCGGCAGCAGCAAGCAAAAUCGGCAAUUUGUCACCAUGGCCAGCCAGAACUCGACCUCUCGACUGAUGCCCGGUUCUGCCAACAGCCACCCCAUGUACAAACUCAGUCACAACAGCAGUGGCGGCACUCUCAGCGUCGAUAACUCCCGUGUUAACCCUGGUGCCAGUCGCACGAGCCUCGUGGUCCCCGGACAACAAGAACCCGGGUUUUCGACAAUCAUCUCCGAGUCUGAAGGUCCCGGUCCUGCGGGCUUCAUUCACGAGUCGGUCGUUCCUCAACCUCCACCUGAUUGGCAACCCUUUGGCUUCCCCUUGGCUCACGCUCUUUGCAUUGUCACUUGUUACUCGGAAGGCGAGGAAGGCAUUCGGACAACGCUCGACUCAAUUGCCAUGACCGACUACCCGAACAGCCACAAGACGAUUCUCGUUAUUUGUGACGGUCUGAUCAAGGGUAAAGGUGAAGAGUUCUCGACUCCGGAGAUCGUGCUCGGCAUGGUGAAGGACCACGUCAUUCCUCCAGAUGAAGUCCAGCCCUUCUCCUACGUUGCCGUUGCCACUGGAUCCAAACGUCACAACAUGGCCCAGGUUUACUCUGGUUUCUACGACUAUGGCGAGACCUCUAUGAUUCCCCCCGAGAAGCAGCAGCGCGUGCCGAUGAUGGUUAUCGUCAAGUGCGGUACCCCUGCCGAAGCAACUCAGUCCAAGCCCGGUAACCGUGGUAAGCGUGACAGUCAAAUUAUUCUGAUGUCAUUCUUGCAGAAGGUCAUGUUCGACGAGCGUAUGACAGAGCUCGAGUUUGAGAUGUUCAAUGGCAUGUGGAAUGUUACGGGCAUUCCGCCAGAUUUCUACGAGGUUGUUCUCAUGGUCGACGCCGAUACGAAGGUGUUCCCGGAUAGUUUGACGCAUAUGAUUUCGGCCAUGGUCAAGGAUCCCGAGGUUAUGGGUCUUUGUGGAGAGACCAAGAUUGCCAACAAGACUGAUAGCUGGGUUACGAUGAUUCAAGUUUUCGAAUACUUCAUUUCUCACCAUCAGGCCAAGUCUUUCGAGUCCGUCUUCGGUGGUGUCACCUGUUUGCCCGGUUGUUUCUCGAUGUACCGCAUCAAAGCUCCCAAGGGUGGUCAGAACUACUGGGUGCCUAUCCUGGCCAACCCGGACAUUGUCGAGCACUACUCUGAAAACGUGGUUGACACCCUGCACAAGAAGAACUUGCUGCUCCUGGGUGAGGAUCGAUACCUGACGACACUGAUGCUGAAGACCUUCCCCAAGCGCAAGCAGACCUUCGUCCCGCAGGCUGUCUGCAAGACUGUUGUCCCAGACAAGUUCAUGGUCCUGCUGUCCCAGCGUCGUCGCUGGAUUAACAGUACCGUGCACAACUUGCUUGAACUGGUGCUCGUGCGCGACCUCUGCGGCACAUUCUGCUUUAGUAUGCAGUUCGUCAUCUUCAUCGAGCUCAUCGGUACUCUGGUUCUCCCCGCCGCCAUCGCCUUCACCAUUUACGUUAUCAUCUCCUCCAUCGUGCGCAGGCCAGUGCAGAUCAUUCCCCUGGUGCUGCUCGCUCUGAUCCUCGGUCUGCCGGGUGUUCUGAUCGUGGUCACCGCCCACCGUCUCGUUUACGUCCUCUGGAUGCUGAUCUACCUGCUUUCCUUGCCAAUUUGGAAUUUCGUUCUGCCGACUUAUGCAUUCUGGAAGUUUGAUGACUUCACCUGGGGCGAUACUCGGAAGACAGCCGGCGAGAAGGACAAGGGCCACGAUGACGCAGAGGGUGAAUUCGACAGCACGCAGAUCACCAUGAAGCGCUGGCGCGACUUUGAGAAGGAGCGCCGUAUGCGGAAUAAUGGCUGGACGCAGCCGCAGCCGCAUGCUUCUGGUGGCGUGAACGGGUACCCGAAUUACGAGGCGUAUUCGGAUUAUUAG
Molecule: messenger RNA, 3636 nt
Organism: Penicillium daleae
Lineage: Eukaryota; Fungi; Ascomycota; Eurotiomycetes; Eurotiales; Aspergillaceae
Gene: chsF
Product: chitin synthase CHS3
Exons: 2
Coding region: 1-3636 (1211 amino acids)
Cellular component (GO): cell periphery; cell septum
Molecular function (GO): chitin synthase activity
Source: RefSeq, a predicted model, not a curated record